Messenger RNA from Mytilus californianus (California mussel), 3719 nucleotides. RefSeq names its product annexin A7-like. The transcript is spliced from 16 exons. The record is from RefSeq and is a predicted model, not a curated record. Bases 84 to 1937 code for a protein of 617 amino acids. Gene Ontology annotation, molecular function: calcium ion binding; calcium-dependent phospholipid binding. Gene Ontology annotation, cellular component: cytoplasm. NCBI's taxonomy places the organism in Eukaryota, Metazoa, Mollusca, Bivalvia, Mytilida, Mytilidae.
GGUUUUUCCCUUCUAUGUUAGAGAGCGAUUUCCGGGUUACACAUUCUUACUUAUUUGAUAUCAAGGUAGACAGAUAGAUAACAAUGGGAAAACAUAAAAAACACCAUCAUGGGCACAAAUCAAGUUCAAGUAGUAGUUCAAGUUCAUCUAGCUCUGAUGAUGAAAGUUAUAAACAUCUUCCAAAAGAUCAGAGGAAAAUGAUGAAAAAGCAGAGAAAGAUGAUGAAAAAGGGUAAAGGUCAUCAUGGAGGAGGCUAUCCUGCACAACCUGGAUUCCCAGCUGGAGGUUAUCCUACAGGAGCAGUACCACCACCUGCACAAGGUUAUCCAACAGGAUCAGUACCACCACCAGCACAAGGUUAUCCAGGAGGUAUGCCAGCUGGUGGGUAUGCUCCACCUCCAGGAGGGUUUGCUCAACCACCAGGAGGCUAUGCCCCACCACCUAGUGGUUACCCAGCAGGAGGAGCUUAUCCACAAGCUCCAAACCCAGCCUACCCAGCAGCUGGAGGUUAUCCUCAGCAGGGCUUUCAACCACCUCCUCCAGCAGGCUAUAAUCCAGGAGGACCUCCUGCAGCAGGCUAUAAUCCAGGCGGAGUUGCCUAUGCAGGACAACCACCAAGUGUACAGCCAUAUGCUGGUCAACCACCUGCAGGGGGUUUUGCUGCUCCACCUGCUGGUGGAGGAGGAUAUUCACAACCGCCUGCGGGAGGAGCUGGGUAUGGAACAGCACAGCCUGGAGGUUUACCCUAUGGUGCUCCAGGUGGAGCCCCACCACAAGUUCAGUCAGGAGGAGUACCAUAUGGUCAACCAGGUGGAGCUCCAGCUUAUGGUGCACCUGGUACAGGACAACCUGCAAGUUAUGUACAGCCAGGAGCACCAGGUGGUCCUAAUGUUGGCAUGGCAACUGCUGGAAUGGCUAAUCUAAAUGUACAGGCUAACAUGGUAGAAAGGUCAAGGCCAACUAUUGUACCUGCUAAACCUUUCAAUGCUGAACAAGAUGCACAGAUACUAAGAAAAGCCAUGAAGGGAUUAGGCACUGAUGAAAGAGCCAUUGUGGAUGUUAUAAGUCAUAGAUCUAACAAGCAAAGACAAGAAAUACUGGUUAUGUUUAAGACUUUGUUUGGAAAGGAUCUAAUUCAUGAUUUGAAAUCUGAGUUAAGUGGAGAUUUGGAGGAGUUGAUUCUUGCAAUGUUUAAACCAACUACUUUCUAUGAUGCUUAUUCUAUUAAGAAAGCUAUGGAAGGUGUUGGAACAAAAGAAUCUGUCCUCAUUGAAAUCCUUUUAACAAGACCAAACACAGAUAUCAAAGAAAUUGUUGCUUGCUACCAAAAAAAUUAUGGUAGAAGUCUGGAGAAGGACAUUAUGGAUGAAACCAGUGGUCACUUUAAACGUCUAUUAGUGUCAGCAUGCCAGGGAAACAGAACAGAACUAACCCAAGAACAGUUACAGAAAGCUGCUACACAGGGUGUUGAAUCAGUAAUUGAUAGAAACCUUGCAAGAGAGGAUGCUCAAAAACUAUACCAAGCUGGUGCAAAAAAAAUAGGAACAGAUGAGUCUGCCUUCCUACAGGUUAUGGCUGUCAGACAUUACUAUCAACUUAGAGCCACUUUUGAAGAGUACCAUAGGUUGGCUGGAAAAGAUAUCAUAUCAGCUGUUAAAGGUGAAAUGUCAGGUGAUUUAGAGGAUGGAUUCAAAGCUUUAGUUACCUGUGCUAAGAAUAGACCACAAUACUUUGCUGAGAGAUUACACAAAGCAAUGGCUGGAUUUGGAACAAAGGAUUCUACACUUAUCAGAGUCGUUGUUUCAAGGUCUGAGAUUGAUUUACAAGACAUUAAGGAUGAGUACAGAAAUAUGCGCCAAAAAUCUCUUCAUGAUGCUGUGGCCUCCGAGACAAGUGGGGACUACAAGAAACUACUUCUUGGUAUUAUUGGCCAGUAAUUUGUGACAGAUCAAAGACAUUGUUGUUUAUUAUACACAUAUAACCAUGUUGUUUAUUAACUUUUUACAAAUGUUAUAUUAUAAUCUGUAAGUAAAGCUUUUGUAACUGGGGAGCCAGAAUUUAUACGUUUCAUUUUUUUUAACUUUUGGUAGAAGUGAACUGUGAUUAGUUGAUCUUGUUCCUGUAUCCCAUGUAUGAGGAAAUUUUGUCCAAAGUUUACUUAAAAAAAUAUUGCAAUAGGCUUUUAUUGGUGUUGGUCCAUACAAAAUAUAUUAUAUUCAAUGACUACAAAUUCUUAUAAUUUUAGGUUUUGUUAGAAAAUUAGAAUCAGUUUAUUUGACUGAAAUAAACUGAUAUUAGAGGCUCUUUCUUACAUGCAUUUUUUUUAACACUCUUAUUUCUUAAAUAAAUACGUUAGUAUUUAUAGAUUUUAUGAAGGUCACUUACAAUUACAUAUUAUACAGAUGAAGUUGCACUAUCUAAUAAAGGGUCCAUUCUUUCUUUUUGUAAAUUUGCAGUUGGUUCAACAUUUUCUUUUGUAAAAUUACUACUUAAAAGAAGAGAUAAAUGUUUAAAUGUCUGAAUAAUAACAUUAUAUAAAGCAUUUAGAUAUUGUCAAGUGCAUUUUACAGCCAUAUCAAUUUUUAAAAAAAUCUUGUAACAUAUGACGGUGUUUUUUUUUCUUUCAUUAUUUUUGUAUUUAUAUACUUGAAUGUGGUCAAGAAAAAAUUUCAUUUCUGGUUUCAAACCUGGAUUUUAAUAUGAUCUGUUUUUAUUUUUGCAGAAAUGCUGUUUAAUCUUUGCGUAAAUAGGGAUUGUAAUUAGAAUUAGACAAUUAAUUUGUUUUGCAAUUCACAAUUUACAUCGGUUAUUGAGACAUUUUUUCUCUUGCAAAUUGCGCAUAAUGAACAGAAAAUGGUUGAGCCUAAUGCUUUUUUUGUAAUGACAAACAUUUUCAUAUGUUAGUUAAUUAUAUAAAAGCUAAUUCUUUUAGUGUUUUUGUGAAGCUUCAAUGUAUCAGUAAUGUUUUAGAAUUUUAUAUACACAGUAUAAAUCAUUGUAAAAAAGAGAAAAAAAAUUAUGUCUAAAUCAGUACCAAAAUAAAGUUUUACCCCUUUGAAUUAGAGUGUCAAAAAGUUCAUAAGAAAUCAUGUGUGAUAAUAUUUAUGUAUUUGCAUCAGACACUGCCAUAAGCAUCAUUUAAAUAAGGUAUCUAUUUCUUUGGGAAUUUUUGAUGACAAAGCACAUUCAAAAUAGUUUUCAAUAAUCUGAAGUCCAUUCACCUCAAAUACUUUAAAGAUUAUAAUAAUGCCACUAAACAAUUUAGAUGUUUAAAAAAAUAUUGUUAACCCUUCUUUUUUAUCAAUAUUAAUAAUUAGUGUAAAGUUUUGAAUUUAAUAUUUGUUAUAUCAGAUACUGUUUUCAAUUAGAUAUCAAUUUAUUAAGCUUUCUUUUUCUCUUCAAAAUUGUUUUCAAAUAAAUUAAAAGUUUCGUAAGUAAUCAUACAAGUAUACAGUUGACUAUAUAUAUUUCCAUUUAAUAGAAGAAAAUAAACAGCAUUUUCGAUAAAUAUUAUAAGUCAGAAGUUUUGAAAAUUUUGAUGCAAUAGAAACUUAAGUUCAAAACUGCCAUUAUCAGAUAGAUGAUAUAAAAAAUGUUAUAACUGUUAGCAAAUAAUUUUUAGCAUAAUGGUUGUCAUAUGGAUUUAAUAUUUGUAAUUCUUAUAUAGCUAUGCAUAUUGUUUAUGAUUUUCCUUAUUAUAUUAAAUCUAGUAAAUCUUG